Molecule: messenger RNA, 464 nt
Organism: Talaromyces proteolyticus
Lineage: Eukaryota; Fungi; Ascomycota; Eurotiomycetes; Eurotiales; Trichocomaceae
Exons: 1
Coding region: 104-358 (84 amino acids)
Source: RefSeq, a predicted model, not a curated record
AAAAGAAAACAACAGAUCUCACGCGCGGUCAAUUUAAAGACCUGACAAGAAAACGAGGGUAUAUUCGAGGAAGUGAUCUUUUGCAUCGGCACGGCGGGCUGGGAUGAAAGCUUGGCACCGUCAGUGGGUGUUUUCAUUGUUUGCACCGAGUAUUGCUACAGUUAACGGUAUACUAUCCGGGUCAAGCACCUUUAUGCCAUUCUGGCUACAUAGUUUUAACCGUUUCCAUUUCAAAGGAGAUCAAACAUUGGAAAGAGAUCUACCGAUUUGCCAAGGAUAUUAUACGCUUGGCUGGAUACCACGUUCGGGAUCAAAAGUGCUCAUCAAAGGGAGGGUCAUCAAACAAGGGGUAUUGUAACAUCUUAUGCCAAGCUAUCAAAACUAGGUCUCACAAUCUCGAGACAGGGAAAUAUUAGAAAGGGGAUAAUGAUUGUGUCUUUUGGUGUGGGCAAAAAUUAUAGAAA